AUGUCAACUUCAAACACCGCCGGAACUGCCUUACUUGGCGCGGGUCUCUUCGCCAAGGAAGCACACCUACCUGCACUGCAAAUACUUGGCCCUCUCGCGCCAAAGCUUAGAGCCGUUUACUCGCGAUCAGAGAAGAGCGCGCGCGAACUUGCUGCCCAAGCAACAGCCCUCCUCAACACUACCCCUGAUAUCUACUUUGACGGAAAUUCAUCUUUAAAUCUUGACGCACUUCUUGCCAGGUCUGACAUUUCAUCCGUUAUCAUCAUCCUCCCAAUCACCCAACAGCCGUCCAUCAUCUUGAAAGCACUCGCCGCCGGCAAACACGUGCUAAGUGAAAAGCCUGUUGCACCGGAUGCAGCGUCUGGUGCUAAAUUGAUCGCACAGUAUGAAGCGCAGUAUAAGCCCAAGGGACUUGUGUGGAGAGUAGCUGAAAAUUUCGAGGUCGAGCCAGGUUUCAUCGCCGCUGGCCGUGCUAUCGCCGCCGGCAAAAUAGGAAAAAUCACCUUCUUCAGUUCUCGUACCGUCAACUUCAUCGACAAGGAUUCAAAAUGGUAUAAGACCCCGUGGCGGACUGUUCCGGACUAUCAAGGAGGCUUCCUGCUUGAUGGCGGUGUGCACUCCGUCGCAGCUCUUCGUGUCAUACUCCCAAGUGCAAUGACUCACCUGUCCGGAUUUGCAUCGCUCAACAAGGAGUGGCUUGCGCCCCAUGAUACCAUCAACACAAUCAUAAAGAACGCAGACGGUUCGCAUGGCAUUUUCGAACUCAGUUUUGCUGCACCCAGCCCAUCUCGUUCCGACGCAGGUCGAGGUAUUGUCAUCACCGGUACAGAUGGCUGGCUUGAGGUUCAGCAAACCCUGGCUCGUGACCUCAUCCGCAACGUUGAGAAGCCCAUUUUUCGCGUCACUAUCAAGUCGGCCACCCGUGAUGCAAAUGGAGUACUUGGCCCCGAAAAGGAGGAGGUUAUUGAUGAACCAAUCAGAGGCGUGGAAUUGGAGCAGGCGAGCUUCUUUGCGGCCUUGGAUGGAAAAGAUGAUGGUCUUGGCAGCCCCCUUGGUACACUGAAGGACGUUGCGGUUAUUGAGGCUGCCCUGACUAGUGGUGGUGAACUCAUUGAUCUUGAGAAACUCAUCAGCCAGUCCUAG
Suillus subalutaceus is the source of this 1143-nucleotide messenger RNA. RefSeq lists its product as uncharacterized. The transcript has 5 exons. Gene Ontology annotation, cellular component: cytoplasm. Gene Ontology annotation, biological process: NADPH regeneration. Gene Ontology annotation, molecular function: nucleotide binding; oxidoreductase activity. The record is from RefSeq and is a predicted model, not a curated record. Lineage: Eukaryota; Fungi; Basidiomycota; Agaricomycetes; Boletales; Suillaceae. Bases 1 to 1143 code for a protein of 380 amino acids.